Oppia nitens is the source of this 642-nucleotide messenger RNA. Its product is annotated as fatty acid-binding protein-like. Gene Ontology annotation, cellular component: nucleus; cytosol. Lineage: Eukaryota; Metazoa; Arthropoda; Arachnida; Sarcoptiformes; Oppiidae. Bases 112 to 525 code for a protein of 137 amino acids. The record is from RefSeq and is a predicted model, not a curated record. Gene Ontology annotation, biological process: fatty acid transport. Gene Ontology annotation, molecular function: fatty acid binding. The transcript is spliced from 4 exons.
UACUGACACUCACCCAUAUAUAUUUUAAUAGGUGUCUAUUACCCUUACCAUCAACCAGUCAAUUGUCAAGUAUAGCAAAAUUAAAUUAAAUCCGACAAUACUAACAAAAAAAUGGCCACUGGUGACUUUAGUAAAACUUAUACAUUUAAAUCAUCGGAUAAUGUAUUGGCAUUUGCGAAAGCUAGAGGAGUUCCCGAUGAUGGGGCCGCAAUAUAUGCAGCGGCUAAACCUACGCUAGAAGUUAGCAAAAAGGGCGACCAGUUUACUAUUAGGCGGGUGUUUUCGGAAGGCCGGGCACAUGAUAUUAGCUUCGAGUUGGGCAAAGAGUUUGAUGAGACCCGACCUAAUGGCCAGACAGUUAAGAGUGUAGUGGUUGCCGGUGAGGGUAAACAAUUGAUUCAAACACAAAAGGGAGACAAAGAGGUCAAAAUUGUAUACGAUUUCAAUGGCGAUGAUGUGGUCAGUACUGCUACCAUCACCGGUGAAGGUGUGUCCGCUAAAUGGGUUUUCUCAAGAAAUCAAUAAAUCAAAAAAAAACAUUUUUCCAACAAAAUAAAUAACAACUGAUUUUUAAUGUUUUUUGUUGUUGUUAUUGAAACAAUAAACUAUUUGAUUAAAUAAUAAAAAUGUUUUAUUUAUAGA